Hyposmocoma kahamanoa is the source of this 1403-nucleotide messenger RNA. RefSeq names its product RNA-binding protein lark (gene lark). The transcript has 5 exons. The coding region runs from base 161 to 1189 and encodes 342 amino acids. Gene Ontology annotation, molecular function: mRNA binding; zinc ion binding. Lineage: Eukaryota; Metazoa; Arthropoda; Insecta; Lepidoptera; Cosmopterigidae. Gene Ontology annotation, cellular component: cytosol. The record is from RefSeq and is a predicted model, not a curated record.
GGCCGACGCCGGCCAUCUUCCUUUUGCUGAAAGUGAGGUGAUCGACGCCAUUACGUGACGAAAAUAAUCUGCGCCGCAAAUAUUUUUUUCAGUGAUUGUGUUGUGGUUAAUUCAUAAAUAGUGUUAGUUUUAGUGUAUUUAUAGAAGAAUAGAAACUAAAAUGCCGGGCGCCGGUACUUUCAAAAUCUUCGUCGGGAAUCUAUCCGAUAAAACUACAGAUGCCGAUCUCAGACCGCUAUUCGAAAAAUACGGUACCGUCGUAGAAUGCGAUAUCGUCAGAAAUUACGGUUUCGUGCAUAUGGAAAACGAACAAGUCGGUCGCGAAGCUAUUCAGAACCUGAACGGCGAGCUGGUUCAUGGGCAAGCCAUCAAAAUAGAAGCGGCGAAGAGCCGCAAGGCGCCCUCGACACCCACCACCAAAAUAUUCGUCGGUAACCUGACGGACAAGACGCGCGCGCCCGAGGUCCGCGAGCUGUUUCAGAAGUACGGGACGGUCGUGGAAUGCGAUAUCGUGCGUAACUACGGAUUCGUGCACCUGGACGCGACUGGCGACGUGAACGACGCCAUCAAAGAGCUGAACGGCAUGAUGGUGGACGGGCAGCCCAUGAAGGUGCAGCUGUCGACCAGCCGCGUGCGCCAGCGCCCCGGGAUGGGCGAUCCCGAGCAAUGCUACCGCUGCGGCCGCGGCGGCCACUGGUCCAAGGAGUGCCCCAAGGCCCUGGGCCCUGACCGCAACGGCUUCCGCGAUCGCGCGUUCGGCCGCGACCCGUACCCUCCGCCGCCGCCGCCGCCCUUCCUCCGCGAUCGCAUGAUGGGAGGAUUCGGGGACCCGUACGAUGGAUACUACGAUCGCGCCCGGUUCGAUUCCCCGCGCGACCUGUUCGAGCGGCGCUACCCCGUGGGAGGGUCUCGCGGGCUCGAGAUGGGCGCGUCGCGCGGCGCCCGCGGGGAUUUCGCGUCGCCGCCGCUGCGCCGCGAGCCCAUGCCGCCAAUGCCGAGUCUGCCGCCGAUGCGCAGCGCCAUGGGAUCCAUGAGGUCGUCGUAUGAUGCUAUGUUCAGCCGAAGAAGCCCCCCGCGCGGGCCUCAGAUGUCGCGGGGAAUGUACGAGGACUUUAGUCGAGACACAUUUGAUGACAGGAGGCCCGGGAUGCGCGGCCCCUCGCCCUCCCGAAGGUACGCUCCCUAUUGAGACGUAAAAAACGGAGAAAAUUUGUUGUGUAACAGUAACACGUCAAUCGUUGAAUUUUAGUUCAACAAAUAUUUAAUUUUUAUACAUAGACUUAUUAUUAUUAGUUAAGGAGUGACUGACUGCGAUUUCCAUAGAUUAGUUAUGUACGAUUGGUGUCGAGAAUUUGUGAUGGAAUGGAUUGUAAAUAAGUAAAAUAAAUCUCAUUUUAAGUACA